AUGAAGAUCGCCUACAGGGUAACAAGCAUUUCAAGCCACGAAAUCUUUACUUUAAAUCGUAUCGAGGCAAGGCCAUUCAAAAAUAUUUCUUUUUCUCUUUCAGAUCCUCGUUGCAUUCGCUUUGGCUGGUAUCGUGGAACUCAAAUCGUCAUCAAAAAGGGAGAAGAAAAGCGUGACUAUAUUAGGACCAUCUGGCUAUGAUUUUUUCGGAAUGGCGCCAAUUUUUUCUACCGGUUCAUGGUCUCCAACCAGUUUUGGAUCAGCUCUCUGGAAUCCCACAGGGGUGCCAGACAUUCCCUUGACGCAAGUACAGGUUCAAGCAACGCAUAACGUCGCUCUUCAGGCAUUAAGGGAUCCAGUUAGUGGCACACCGAGCGUUGCGUAUCCUCCGGACGUGCUGAAAGCCAUUCAACAGGCCAAGGAAGCAAAUCAGAAUGUAAAUUGGGCACAGCAUAAAGUAGCAGAGGCUAAACAAGCUGCUAUUGUUCAACAGAAGGUUGCCCUGGCCAAAGAAGCUGCGGCCAGGGAAGCUGCAGCGAGGUCGCAGGAAAUUUCGUCAGCUGCCGAAGCUGAGGCCAGAUCGAGCGCGAAACAAUUGGUCGCCUUGCAGCAAAGACUGGCGUCGUUGAAAGAUGCGGUUGCAGCUGCUCAACGAGUUGCCGCGGCAAGGGAGGCAGCUGCAGCUGCCGCCAUUCAAAGAAACGCUGCUGCAACGGCUGCCGAAUUGCAGAAACAGGACGUUGACAAACAGAUCAGUCAAAGCGAGCAGGAGGCAAAGUCGGUGCACCGAGCUGUUGUCAAUUUGCAGGAGAAAGAUAUAAUCGCUGCUAAGGAGAACGCUGUAGCGAACGCUGUACAACUUGCGGCAUUGCAAAAAUCAACGCAUCAUCCUUGGUCUCGAUAA
Heterotrigona itama is the source of this 904-nucleotide messenger RNA. Lineage: Eukaryota; Metazoa; Arthropoda; Insecta; Hymenoptera; Apidae. The record is from the annotation of a GenBank genome assembly.